Messenger RNA from Nomia melanderi (Alkali bee), 3806 nucleotides. The record is from RefSeq and is a predicted model, not a curated record. NCBI's taxonomy places the organism in Eukaryota, Metazoa, Arthropoda, Insecta, Hymenoptera, Halictidae.
GAGCGGUUAAGGAGAUGGAUUUGAAAUCCAUUGGGUGUUCUACCCGCGCAGGUUCGAAUCCUGUCCGCAGCGAAUUAAUUUUUUUAACGUCAAAAGUUCAAUCUGUUUUAUUCCACAAUUCAUCCACUGAUACACAUAGAAUAUCAUUUGUACUUCCACAACUUAUAAUAUUCCUUUGUUCAGAAUUCUCAAUAACAUAGAAAAAAGGAUCCAGAGAAACACCUCAAAUAAAGAUGUAAACGCGACAUCUAUUUAAUUUGUAAUAUUUUGUUCCAUGAACUAUAAGAUAGCAUGACGUUAAAGUGCAUUUAAGAUUGCUUCAUUAAAAUGAACGCAAUAAACACUUGCAAGAAGACAAAAUUGAUACCACGUGUACAUUGUGUUUUUCCGUGAUAUAAAAUAAUAUGUAAUUAGGAAAGGUUGUUAAAAAUAAUCUGUUAACGAUUCUCAUAUUAUAUCAAUUACUCGUGUGUAUACAUAUAUACGAUAUGUCUGCGGUGUAUUUAUGUCAGACAUCUUUCCGUAACUUAAGAGGAAAACAAGAUGUAAAUGCGUACGCAUGCAUAUAACGUGUAUCGAUAUAUCGGAUGAAGUAUGACGCAUCGCAUGAUCUACGGUCGCAAAUGGAUCAUUUUACCAGAUCAAACAUCUGUCAGUGGUUAAAUUUAUAUUUGUAUCUAUAUUUUCAUUAAUCUCAAGUAUAAAUCGUUCUGGCAGUAACAAUAAAACUAUAUUAAAAUAUUCGUAUCGAUAUUUAGGUUAUACUGAGGUUAGUAAAACGUUCAGUUUACGAAACUUCCAACUACUGAACUCAACGAAGUAUCGUUAAAUUAGUUCGAAACUUAUCAAUUGCGACAAGUUAUGAAAGCAUGUAAAACGCAAAUCAAGGUAUAUGUGGUCGGUUCUGAGUAAAUUAUGGGAAAGGUGCGCACGCAUCCGAGUCAGCCUGGGAGGACUGAUGAAAAUACUACUAUUCCUUAACGAGCCCUCGAAGCGACGGAAGCUUCUUUGAUUAUUGAAACGACGCAUACAGUUCUGGUUUUGUUCUCUUUCGUCAAUAUUGAUAUCCUUUGUGCUUGAUUUUUUUCUUGUUGAAGGUAUUAAACAGUGAGUGAUAACAAUGGUGUCUGGUGGAAUGACAUGCGUCAAAUAUUUGACGUUUUUCUUCAACUUGAUAUUCGCUAUAACAGGAAUUGUGUUCAUUGCAGUUGGCACUGUAAUUCUUGUAGUUUAUAGUGGUUAUAGCAACUUUAUGGACACUUGGUUCUUUGCAGCACCAGUUUUCAUGAUCAUUAUAGGUGCUGUAGUGUUUCUUGUGUCAUUCUUUGGCUGCUGCGGAGCUGUGAAAGAGAAUCACUGCAUGAUAAUAACGGUAAAAAUAAUUGGAGUAAUCUUUGCAUGCUGUCUGGCACGUUCAAUUCGUCGCGAGUAUGAAACUGUCGAGACCGCAGCGCACUGAUCUGACACCAAUUAGGAGGUAUUAUAACUCUAAGUAUUGUUCGUCGUGAAUUCAUUCAAAGAAUAAUUCUAGAGUCGUCGCAAGACCAUUUACUUAGAACUUGGCAGCAGACUGACCAACAUUGAUCUGCGCUCUAGCUUUUAAGAAGAAAGCAAAUUAUUGGAGAAUCUAAUUCAAUUUACUGCCAUUAUCUGCCAAAUGGUUGAAACCAAACUUUUAAUUUUAAAGUUCAUACAAGAAUGUUUGAAAAGGAAAUUGGAUAGAUUUGACUUUGGAUUUCUGUCGCAGUCUAAAAGGCUCUUUCAGUGCCUCAAUCUGUUGGAAGGAAAAUUACUAUAUGCAUUCCUAUUUUAUGGAACAUUUUAUACUCAUAUAAUCAGUUAUAGAUAUAUAACAUAUAUUUCUAUCAUGCACAGCAGAAUUGAACAAAUAUAUCAUCUUAGAUAUUUUAAUUUAAAUAAUAAUUGGUUUCGAAUAUACGUAUUAUGUUAAUUAUUAAUACUAACAUUAAGUAAAAAUAUGUUGUUUUAUUAACAAUUGUUACUAGCGUUCUUAUAAUGUAUCCUCUGGUUCUUGCACUUUCACGUUUAAUUUAAGUAUAUUUAGUCUGUUUAUCUUUUACCGAAGUUACAAAUGAUACUGAUCUAAACAUAAAUAAUAUAUAUUUUAUGAUUUAUACGAAUUUAUCUUUAAACAAAGUCAUAAAUAAUAGAAGAAUAAUUCAGACAUUAUAUAAAUUAAAUGCUAAACAGAUUUACGCAAUAUUCUAACAUAUUAGUUAAAUGAUUAAAUAUUUGUUACUACUUAUUUUGUAUUCACAAAUAUCUGGCAUAUUUUCUACCAACUUUACUAAUUGAAAAAUUAGUAAAAAAUAAUAUAUACUUUGCACAUUAAUCAUAAAAAGUUUGUAAAUUCAUUGCACAUAACACGAAAUAUACAAUUUUAUACAUAGUAAUUUUAAGUAUUAGAUAUACUGUGUAAAAUUUCUUAAUCCAGUAUUAUAUAAUCAUAGAAAAUUUGCUUUUCCUUUCGAAAAAUUGUUUAAGAAACAAGUAAAAUUCUAUAGCAAAGGAAAAAUACCAUAUUUAACAGUAUUAAUUAAUGAAUAUAUGCAGAUAUUGGAAAAUAUAGGUAUCUGUUUAGCCAAAUUGUUGUAUUUUGGGACCAAAAUUAUUUAAAUUUUUGCAAAUAAAAAUAUUUUAAAAAAUUAUUGAAUCAUCGGCUGGCACGAAAGAACCAAAAUUUCUCGGCGACAGAUUUUCGUUAUCGUUCAUGCAAAACAGCUUCCAAAAAUAAAAUAAAAUUACGAACUCAUGGCAUUGCGUCGAUUUAAAGAAUUUUAUUAUAAUUGUCGCAAUUGUAAUUGCAAUCUGUUAAUUCUUCUUUUGAAAUCUCGCAUAUUUUAGUAUAUCAAAUUAACUGUGAAAAGUUAAUUUAUUCUGUGAGAAUAUUUUGAAUGUAAAUGAAAUUCUUUAAUGAAAUCAAUGAUUACUCUCUGCCGUUUAUAAUGGUAAUAGGUUUGUAAUCUACACAAGUAAUAUCAUUUUCUUUUUUAUUUUUAAUACUUUAGAAAAUAGUUAAUACGUUUAAUUAAACAGAUCAUCUUAAUGUAUCUGUUUAAACGGUUCAACGGUGUAGAAUAUAUGAUGAAUUACGUAAUCGUUUUGAAAGGAUAAUGCUUAUGCAUUAAAAGAAAAAAAUAAGCGAGGUUUCAAUGAUUUAAAUAUAAUCCGUAAGAAAAAAAAUUGGUAUGAAUAUACUCAAUAGAUAAUACUGAGACUUUCAAGUGUGCCUAAUGUUUAGUGAUGCGUUUGAAUUGUUAAAUAAUCCGUCAACAUUGAUUUAAAUAAUUAAUUGAAGUAAAAUUGAUUUGUUCGAAGCUUGGCACUUAAAAAGUAUGUGCUCCUUUCAACUAUUAAUUUAAUGUUAAAUAUUCCUUUACUGUUCUUUUUUUCUGUCAUCAAUUUGUUUAUAUUUUGGUUACAUGAUUGUUAAAAAAUAAUAUUUUUAACUUAAUAUUUUUAAAUAUGUUGAAGUUCUCUUACAAUAUUUACGCGUUUAAGUGUCUAUCUUUUUUUCAUUCAUUUUUUACCCGUUUGUUUGUUUUUUGUAAUAUUAUACUGUGUUCGUGCAUUCGCUCUCUUUAAUGUUAUACAAUAAUAUUUUAAAUCGUAGUCUUAAGUCAUAUAUAAACUUAUAUAUGUAUAGGAUGUCCGUGUUAAAUUAAUUUCGAUGUAUAUGCAUUUAAUUUUAAACUAUAUUAAAUUUUACACAUUGUUAAAUUAUAGAACUUUUAUAUGCGAUAGCGAAUAUUCUUAUUUAAGAGACAUAUCUGAUCAAUAUUAAU